This is a messenger RNA of Adineta ricciae, 348 nucleotides long. The record is from the annotation of a GenBank genome assembly. Lineage: Eukaryota; Metazoa; Rotifera; Eurotatoria; Adinetida; Adinetidae.
AUGAACAAUCACCACGUGACACUUUCAUCAAUCAUUAAAAUCCUAUUUAUGUCGCGAAUCGAACAUAACCGUAUUCAGAUGUGGCUGAACGAUGACUCGAGUCCGGAGAAAACUAUACGUGGCAAUCGAACUAGUCCGUAUGCUCUAUUUAUAAGACUCAACGGUGACGUUUAUGUCGAAGAUGGUCAGAAACUUCGCUUUGCCAAACGGACAGCAAAUUCAACUAGCAGUGUAGCUGGCAUAAAUGUUACUGACUAUCCUCAUGGAAUCUUUAUUGACAUCGAUUUAUCACAGGAAUUGAACGAGAUGAAUGAACAUAAUCGAGAAACGAUGAUUGCAAUUAAAUAG